GCCAGACCUGAGUGACUCGUCCCUCCCUGGGGGGCCACCUUGGACUCUGACCCCCCUUUGGGCACUGAGAUUUCUUUCCUUUCAGUGGGGGCGUGGAGAUAGUGAUCUGAUGCAUCCCUGCCCCUCAAGCAGCAGGAAAACUGACAGCACAGGGGCCAAACAGACCUCAUCCCAUCAGCUCUGCAGUAGGAAAAAGGAGACCUCUCUCUUAGUUAGACAGUCACUUCCCUGGCUCCAGACACCAGGGGGAGGGUCUGAGGCCAGUGGGAAUGAGGUGGAUGGUGAUUAGGAGGGGCAUUUUAGCCUUGGUGGUUUUGGUGAGGAACCAGUAUCUGUUUGUUUUUAGAGGUAAUGAAAACGAUCUUGGUGCCUGUGGAAGGACCAAAGGAGGGUAUUCAGGGCAUUAAUGUGGCAGAACAGUUUAUUUUUCCUAGAAAUACUAGGGAAUUGGAAUCUCCUACAUGCGUGGAUUUUCUUGGGGGUGAAUGUAUGUGUGAGUGAGGAUUUUCAGAGUGUGGGUUGGGGAAUGAUACCAGGUGGCUGGAGGAAGAGUGAGGGAUUCAUGUUUCCCUCACGAGGUAAGGUGCUCUGAGAAGACCCAGAAGAGGGGAAGUAGAUAUUGAGAGGUUAGGUAUGUUGGGAAGCUGAGAAGAGACUCCGUGCUGGGGGCAGUGGUGGUGUAUGUGCCACGCUGAACUAUUCCUCCUUCCAUUUCCUGUUGUUUUACCUCCUGCUCCCUCUCUAUCUUCUGUCCUGUCCCCUGCUUCUCAACAGAAGGUGCUGGGGCUGCUGCUGGCACAUUCAGCAGAUGUGAAUGCCCGAGACAAGCUGUGGCAGACACCACUGCAUGUGGCUGCUGCCAACCGGGCCACCAAGUGUGCUGAGGCUCUGGCACCCCUGUUGAGCAGCCUCAACGUGGCUGACAGGAGCGGGCGCAGUGCCCUGCACCAUGCAGUGCAUAGUGGGCAUCUUGAGACGGUAAAUCUGCUUCUCAACAAGGGAGCCAGCCUCAAUGUCUGCGACAAAAAGGAGCGGCAGCCUCUGCACUGGGCGGCUUUUCUAGGGCAUUUGGAGGUCUUGAAACUGCUGGUGGCACGGGGAGCAGACCUUGGCUGCAAGGACCGCAAGGGCUAUGGGCUGCUCCAUACAGCCGCUGCCAGUGGCCAGAUCGAAGUGGUGAAGUACCUUCUCCGGAUGGGAGCUGAGAUCGAUGAGCCCAAUGCUUUCGGAAACACAGCUUUGCACAUCGCCUGCUACCUGGGCCAGGAUGCUGUGGCUAUUGAGCUGGUGAACGCAGGAGCCAAUGUCAACCAGCCGAAUGACAAGGGCUUCACACCACUGCAUGUAGCUGCAGUCUCCACCAAUGGCGCGCUUUGCUUGGAGUUAUUGGUCAAUAAUGGGGCCGAUGUCAACUACCAGAGCAAAGAAGGGAAAAGUCCUCUGCACAUGGCUGCUAUCCACGGCCGUUUCACCCGCUCCCAGAUCCUCAUCCAGAACGGCAGUGAGAUUGAUUGUGCUGACAAAUUUGGGAACACGCCACUGCACGUGGCUGCUCGCUAUGGACACGAGCUGCUCAUCAGCACCCUCAUGACCAAUGGCGCGGAUACCGCCCGGCGCGGCAUCCACGACAUGUUUCCCCUGCACUUAGCUGUUCUCUUUGGAUUCUCUGACUGUUGUCGUAAGCUGCUUUCCUCAGGUCAGCUGUACAGCAUUGUAUCUUCGCUCAGCAAUGAGCACGUGCUUUCAGCUGGGUUUGACAUCAACACUCCUGACAACCUUGGCCGCACCUGUCUUCAUGCUGCUGCUUCUGGAGGGAAUGUUGAAUGUCUUAAUUUGCUGUUGAGCAGUGGAGCUGACUUGAGAAGGAGAGACAAAUUUGGAAGGACCCCACUGCACUAUGCAGCCGCCAACGGCAGCUACCAGUGUGCAGUCACGCUGGUGACUGCUGGGGCCGGCGUCAACGAGGCUGACUGUAAAGGCUGCUCUCCCCUCCACUAUGCUGCCGCGUCCGACACUUACAGGAGAGUGGAACCCCACUCAGCUUCCAGUCACGAUGCUGAAGAGGACGAGCCACUGAAGGAGUCCCGCAGGAAGGAGGCCUUCUUCUGUCUGGAGUUCUUACUGGAUAACGGUGCAGACCCCUCCCUGCGGGACAGGCAGGGCUACACAGCUGUGCACUAUGCAGCCGCCUAUGGCAACAGACAGAACCUCGAACUGCUCUUAGAAAUGUCCUUUAACUGCCUGGAGGAUGUGGAAAGCACCAUUCCAGUCAGCCCUUUGCACUUAGCUGCCUACAAUGGUCACUGUGAGGCCCUGAAGACACUGGCCGAGACGCUGGUGAAUCUGGAUGUAAGGGACCACAAGGGCCGGACCGCGCUCUUCCUGGCCACUGAGCGAGGCUCUACUGAGUGUGUGGAGGUGCUUACGGCCCAUGGUGCCUCUGCCCUCAUCAAGGAGCGCAAACGCAAGUGGACACCCCUGCACGCUGCUGCUGCCUCUGGCCACACUGAUUCCCUGCACUUGCUGAUCGACAGUGGGGAACGAGCUGACAUUACAGAUGUCAUGGAUGCCUAUGGACAAACCCCACUGAUGCUUGCCAUCAUGAACGGCCACGUGGACUGUGUACAUCUGCUGCUAGAGAAAGGAUCCACAGCUGAUGCUGCUGACCUCCGGGGCCGCACUGCCCUCCACCGAGGAGCAGUGACUGGCUGUGAGGACUGCCUGGCUGCCCUGCUGGACCAUGACGCGUUUGUGCUGUGCCGAGACUUCAAAGGCCGCACACCCAUUCACCUGGCCUCGGCCUGCGGCCACACUGCAGUACUGCGGACCCUGCUACAGGCUGCCCUUUCCACAGACCCCCUGGAUGCUGGGGUGGAUUACAGCGGAUACUCGCCCAUGCAUUGGGCCUCUUACACUGGACAUGAAGAUUGUCUGGAGUUGUUACUUGAACACAGCCCAUUUUCAUACCUGGAAGGAAACCCCUUCACUCCUUUGCACUGUGCAGUAAUUAAUAACCAGGACAGCACCACAGAGAUGCUGCUGGGAGCUCUGGGUGCCAAGAUUGUGAACAGCCGAGAUGCCAAAGGACGGACCCCCCUUCACGCCGCUGCCUUCGCGGACAAUGUCUCUGGGCUCCGAAUGCUGCUGCAGCAUCAAGCCGAGGUGAACGCCACUGACCACACUGGCCGCACUGCGCUCAUGACGGCGGCUGAGAACGGGCAGACCGCUGCUGUGGAAUUUCUGCUGUAUCGAGGGAAGGCAGAUCUUACUGUGCUGGACGAGAACAAGAACACUGCCCUCCACUUGGCCUGUAGCAAGGGCCAUGAGAAGUGUGCCCUCAUGAUCCUGGCAGAAACCCAAGACCUUGGCCUUAUCAAUGCUACCAAUAGUGCGCUACAGAUGCCACUCCACAUUGCUGCCCGGAAUGGUCUAGCCUCUGUGGUGCAGGCCCUGCUGAGUCGAGGGGCCACAGUUCUGGCUGUGGAUGAAGAAGGUCACACCCCAGCACUGGCCUGUGCCCCCAACAAAGAUGUGGCCGACUGCCUGGCCUUGAUCCUUUCCACCAUGAAGCCUUUCCCACCCAAGGACGCCAUCAGUCCUUUCAGCUUCAGUCUGCUCAAGAACUGCGGCAUUGCAGCCGCCAAGACGGUGGGUGGCUGCGGUGCCCUGCCCCAUGGGGCCUCCUGCCCCUACAGCCAGGAGCGGCACGGCGCCAUUGGGUUAGAUGGCUGCUACUCGGAGUAGCCCCCCUCCAGUGUCCCUCCCCCGCCGGUGGCUUGAUAUCUUAUUCUAUUUAUUUAGAAAAAGUCUAUACAUUUAGGGCACUUUAAAGGAGAACACGACUGGGUGGGGAGGUGGAGGGGGGGAAAGCACUGGGGAGCAGCUGCUCACCCCUUUGCCACACCAUCCUGGCCUGGCAGGGGUCUGGGACUGACAGGGAGCACCCCAGGCCCUUAGUACCCCCAGGGCAACCCCUUCUGCCAAGUGUCCCAGAAUGAUCGCUAAAUGCCUGGCUCUCCCUCUCUUGGACCCCGUCUCUCAGUUCCCCCUUUCUGCUGCCAGCUUCCUCGCUCUUCCCUCGGGCUCUCCUCUCUGUGUCCCCUUCCCCCUGCCCUCCUGCCAGGCAGAUGCCCCCCGUCUUCUUCCAUACCCAUCACCCAUCACUGCCUCCCUGCUCGGCUGGCCCCUCCAUCCCCGCAGCAGUGAGAAGCCUUAAUUUCUGGUACUGUGUGAGCACUCUGGGGGUGCCCCCUCCCCCUUCAGGGGCAGCUAGAGGACGAGGGGGGAGGGUAUUUAGCACUGGGGCCUGGAGCUUUCUCCCCACUUCUCUACCCAUCACUCCUUAAGUUCAAAUGCAAAGCACUUGAAACAGCAACUGCUGUGCCUGGGCCCAUCCUGCGCUCUCCCUGGCUCCUCAUAUGCAGAUCAAGGGCUGGUCCUGCCCCCACAGCCCGCCCCUUCCUCCUUCCCGCCUCUGCCCCGGCCUGACCCCGGAACCACGCACUUUAACCUUGCUUCUUUCUUUUACCUGCUUUCGAGAGGGCAGAGCCUGUGGGCGUUCCCUUCCUGGCUCUUCCCUCCCUUAAGUUUGAGGCUUGUCAUGAAUUUUUAAGUAAGCAUUUUAUCCUUUAGGGGAAAAAUCAAAUUAAUUUCCUGCCCAUUUCAAAACCACAGCCCUAGUAUGUCCUAUGUGUUUUAGGCAUGUAUUUGCAUGUGUAUGGAGGGAGGGACUGUGUUCUUCCUCCUGUGCCCCCCAAUGCCAUAGUUCCUUUGUGCCCCCUGUCUGCCUCCACCCUUCCGUUAUGUCCAGAGUACCCACUGCCCCCAGUCACUCCUGAUCUGAAGCCAAAGAUGGCGGGAGGGGCAGGGCAGACUGGGGACCAUGGCUUCGGGACCCAGACUCCCCUCCAGUGUGAGGGUGAAGCUCUGGCCAAGGGAGUAAUGAAUGGUUACUGUGACCUGGCCCUGCCUCCCAGCACUGGGGAGAGAUGGGAUCGAGCUAGGGCUGCACUGAUAAGAUUCCUAAAAGUUGCACCCAAAAGCCAAACUGGGCUAGAGUGAGGAGGGGGCAGUUUUCUCUCUAAAUGUAGCAUUGAAUUUGGCCCUGGUCCCUUCAAAUGCCCUGUCCAUCCAUCUCCUAGCUAAGCCUCCUGGACAGUUGGACCCACUCCUUCAGCCCAGUGUUCCCUUCCUCACACUCAAUACCUCAGCCAGGGGCCAAGACACAGAACUUGAAUAGAGGUCAUGCCCCCUCCACCCCACAGC
Messenger RNA from Trichechus manatus latirostris (Florida manatee), 5265 nucleotides. It is a transcript of the gene ANKRD52, whose product is annotated as ankyrin repeat domain 52. Gene Ontology annotation, molecular function: protein binding. Gene Ontology annotation, biological process: regulation of cardiac muscle contraction; protein localization to T-tubule. Gene Ontology annotation, cellular component: T-tubule. Bases 682 to 3744 code for a protein of 1020 amino acids. Lineage: Eukaryota; Metazoa; Chordata; Mammalia; Sirenia; Trichechidae. The transcript is spliced from 24 exons. The record is from RefSeq and is a predicted model, not a curated record.